Molecule: messenger RNA, 2256 nt
Organism: Pomacea canaliculata
Lineage: Eukaryota; Metazoa; Mollusca; Gastropoda; Architaenioglossa; Ampullariidae
Product: alpha-2Da adrenergic receptor-like
Biological process (GO): G protein-coupled receptor signaling pathway
Cellular component (GO): membrane
Molecular function (GO): G protein-coupled receptor activity
Source: RefSeq, a predicted model, not a curated record
AAAGUUUAAAACAAGACAGGACCUUUCGUCGGCUGGAAAAGAAUAAUGGAUAAUCCAUUUAUCUUGACCCCAGCCUAAAAAAAUGAAGUUUGUCUAUAUUAUUAAAGAAAAUACUCCUUUCCUGUCCAACUCCACAAAAUGGCGGCGAAGGACGACGCUAACUACACCAACAGCUCCGUCGAAGAGAUUCGCGAUGAGGUCAACAGGGUCAUUUCCAUUGAGCUGAUCCCGGUCAUGGUCUACCUGGGACUUCUCAGCCUCUUCGGAGGCAUCGGCAAUCUCCUCGUCUGCUUCGUUUACUACUCUCGCCUGCGGAUGAGCACGCAGCACUUCCUCAUCAUCUGCCUGGCGCUCUUUGACCUCCUGACCUGCUUCUUGGUCAUACCCUUCGAGAUCAACGACCUCAGCCACUACUUCAACUUCACCCAAGAGGCCGUUUGCAAGACACUUCGCUACGUCACCCACUUCUACUUUGCAUCCAUCCUCACGCUUAUAGUCAUCGCAAUAGACAGGUACAGAAAGGUGUGUCGACCCUUCAAACCGCAGAUGACCAUGCGGAACGUCAAGAUCGCUUUGGCCAUUAACCUGCUCCUCACCAUCGUCCUCGCUAUCCCUGCUGGGGUCAUCUACGGCAUCCGGACGACAGUCACGUUCGUCACGGUGGCGUGCCGGGUACAGACUGCUCCACCCACGACGGCAUGCGGCCCACCCCGUUCCCGCUACUGUACAACUCCUUUCUCUUCGUCGCUUUCAUCGAAGCAGAAUUUACUCCCCUCCCAAGCUAGAAAUCAUCAGGAAACGAUGGACAAAACAGAUCCCCGACUGUCAGCUAGUAAAAUCGUGACUAUCAGUGACAAAUGUGAUGUCAUCCGCCGCGACAGUAGUCCAGUCAAACUCACUCUCGUCAGGAGGCUCACUAGCUUCCUGGGAGCCAACAGCAACAGCAGGAGGAAGAGGAGAAAAAGCAGCGAUGCCAGGAGGCAAAGUUUGGACGGGUUGCGAACCCCCCGCAAGCUGCGGUCCGCGCCCUCCAUCUCCUCCCGCACCACCACCAAAGCCACCAUCAUCGCCUUCUCCGUCACCGUCGUCUUCGUCCUCAGCUUCCUGCCGCACCUGUCGCUGCUCACCGCCCGCAUCGUGCUGGGCGACUUCGACAAGACUCUGCGCGGGGCCAACCUCGUCUUCUACAACAUCUUCCUCCGCUCCUACUUCGUCAACUCGGCCUCCAACCCCAUCAUCUACGGCGUCUUCAAUCGACGGUUCCGGGCGGAGUGUGUGUCCUUGUUCUGCUACCUCCUGACCUUUGGGAGAAAGCAAGUGGAGGUCAGUGAAAGUCUCAGUCACUGAGUCACGUGACUUCGGAAGAAAACUUUGUGAAAGUCAACGAUAGUCUCAAUGAGCAACGGGAAGUCACUGCUGACACCAGAGGCGGGACAAGGGUCAAAGCCAGGGAUUGUGCAAAAAAUGGGGAAGGGGUAUGUCGUUGGUAUAAAGUCAUCGUGUGAAGAAAGGAUUCUUGUGUUCCCUAGUCCUAGCAACAGGCAAAGCUCUCUGAAGUUUCAGUCCUUCUCUCGGUCUGUGUCCCGUUCCAUACCUUAAGCCCCAGAAAGCUCACAGAUGCUUGGCUUGACUUUAUUAUGCGAACAGAAGAAAAAAGGAGACUUGUCUGAUAAACUUGCAACGUGAGCCGUUACAAAUACUCAGUGUGGUGAGUUUCUUUCAUUCCAUCCAAAGAAAUCUGACGGUAGAGAAAUGUGCUAUAAAUGUGGUGCUACGUGUUCCUUCCAGAACGAGGCUAGUCUCGGAAAUGCUUGACGACUCAUAGGAGGUAACAAGGUAACGGUCUUCUCAGCCUCACGGCAGUUGAGGCACCAGAGCGUGUUCAUGGCCAGCCAGGUAAAGGUGGAUCUGGAAAUGUAGGGAGAGCUUUUCAGUCACCGAGAACUGACCUCUAGAGUCGAGGUCCCUGACCACCGUGCUAUGGAGCUUUGUUGAUGCAGGAGAUUCAGUUUUAAUAGACCUUUGGCAUAUUUCUUCUUCCUCUUCUUGAACGCUUCAGUGCACGGGUCUCGGUGGAAGAACAUUGUAUGGAGACAUUGUAUUUGUCUGGUGAAAAACACACCCUUUAGAAAGAAUAAUUAACUGAAAUUCAGAAUUUAAGGAAAGUUCGUUUUAUUUGUUAAUUUUUAUGUAAAAAUACUCUUUGGUGAUAUUUAAAAUAUAUUAAUUGUAAUCCUUUUUUUGAUAUUGUGUCGA